This is a messenger RNA of Rattus norvegicus (Norway rat), 1935 nucleotides long. It is a transcript of the gene Pex3, whose product is annotated as peroxisomal biogenesis factor 3. Lineage: Eukaryota; Metazoa; Chordata; Mammalia; Rodentia; Muridae. The record is from RefSeq and is marked provisional. Gene Ontology annotation, cellular component: peroxisome; peroxisomal membrane. Gene Ontology annotation, biological process: peroxisome organization. The coding region runs from base 84 to 1202 and encodes 372 amino acids. The transcript has 12 exons.
CCGGGCCAGAUUGACGGAAGACACGGUUUCCUGGUGAGCCAGUCCCUCUCCCCUAGGCAACCCACACAACCCGGGGUCUGAAGAUGCUGAGAUCAAUGUGGAAUUUUCUGAAACGUCACAAAAAGAAAUGCAUCUUCCUGGGCACAGUCCUUGGAGGAGUCUAUAUCCUGGGAAAAUAUGGACAGAAAAAACUUAGAGAAAUACAAGAAAGAGAAGCUGCAGAGUACAUUGCCCAAGCUCGGCGACAGUACCAUUUUGAAAGUAACCAGAGGACUUGCAAUAUGACAGUGCUGUCCAUGCUGCCAACACUGAGAGAGGCCUUAAUGCAGCAGCUCAACUCGGAGAGUCUGACAGCUUUGUUGAAAAACAGGCCUUCAAACAAGCUGGAAAUAUGGGAGGAUCUAAAGAUAAUAAGUUUCACAAGAAGUAUUGUAGCUGUGUACAGCACAUGUAUGCUGGUGGUUCUUUUGCGAGUCCAGCUGAACAUAAUUGGUGGAUAUAUUUACCUGGAUAAUGCAACAGUUGGCAAAAAUGGCACUAGCAUCCUAGCUCCCCCAGAUGUACAGCAACAGUAUUUAUCAAGUAUUCAACACCUCCUUGGAGAUGGCCUGACAGAGUUGGUCACUGUCAUUAAACAAGCUGUGCAGAGGAUCUUAGGAAGUAUUUCUCUUAAACAUUCCUUGUCCCUUUUGGACUUGGAGCAGAAACUGAAAGAAAUAAGAACUCUUGUUGAGCAACAUCGAUCUUGCUGGAAUGAUAAAGACGCAUCCAAGUCUUCCCUGUGCCACUACAUGAUGCCAGACGAGGAGACGCCGCUGGCAGCGCAGGCUUAUGGGCUUUCUCCCAGAGAUAUUACCACUAUUAAACUUCUCAAUGAGACAAGAGACAUGCUGGAAAGUCCAGAUUUCAGUACAGUUCUGAAUACCUGUUUAAACAGAGGCUUCAGUCGGCUUCUAGACAAUAUGGCGGAGUUCUUCCGACCCACUGAGCAGGACCUGCAGCAUGGUAACUCCAUAAACAGUCUGUCCAGUGUCAGCCUCCCUUUAGCCAAGAUAAUCCCCAUAGUGAACGGACAGAUCCACUCCGUCUGCAGUGAGACACCCAGUCACUUCGUGCAGGAUCUGCUGAUGAUGGAGCAAGUGAAAGACUUUGCUGCCAACGUGUACGAAGCAUUCAGCACCCCCCAACAACUGGAGAAAUGAUUGUUUUCUUUCAAGAAAAACCACAGUGGAUUCAUCUACAUUAAAAAGUACUCUGAAUAAAUCACCUAUACCUAGAGUGACAAUUUGCAACCAAAUGCCUAAUAAAAUAUAUUCUUGAGCCAAGUCUUCAUCUCAUAAUGAAGUAGAUUCAUUUAGCACCUUACUGUAUUUUUAAUUCAGCACAGUCUACUUCCUCAGGUGUAUCUAACUGUGCAGAGAUCACGUCAGCAUCAAUCAUGAUUCCUUAAAGUCUGGAUAGCUGAUCCAAACAAGUAGGGCUUUUAUACAUACAUGGAAUGGAAUGUGGUGUCCUUUCACACAUGUAAUGAGGGAAAAUGUGUCUUGAAAAGGAGAUCUAGGCUGUUUAACUAAUUAUGGCGUUUCCUGGACUCUGAAGUAAGCAAGAGCAAGCCAGAUCCUCUUCAGUCGCCCUUAGAAGGCACCCGUGAUUUGCUCACACAUACCUACGCAGGGGCUUAUCUUCUAGAAAUGAGUGGGUUUCCACACCUGUGGUCACUUACUUCUCUGCACUGUCCUGUCAGUAUUUAUUUGCAGCAUUUUCUAAGCUUCAUUAGCAGCCCUCAGAAGGCUGCAUAUAGAUUCUUCAAGCUAAUGUUUAUGUUGUUUACUCACAAUUAUUAAUAAUUACAGGUUUAUUCAUUUAUGUAUAAAUUAAUAACUUUGUAUUGAUUUUGAGUAUAAUAAGUUGUUACAAUAAACUAUUUUAAUAAAA